This is a messenger RNA of Pyricularia pennisetigena, 378 nucleotides long. RefSeq lists its product as uncharacterized. Lineage: Eukaryota; Fungi; Ascomycota; Sordariomycetes; Magnaporthales; Pyriculariaceae. Bases 1 to 378 code for a protein of 125 amino acids. The transcript has a single exon. The record is from RefSeq and is a predicted model, not a curated record.
AUGGCACCCGGAAUCCUUGAACGUAUCCAAGCCAAGAUUGAGCUGUUUAGGCUCGAGCAACGCUACACCAAAAGGCGCAACCGCAGGUCCACCUUCGUGUCGAAUGCCAUGUACGUGGACGGCGAGUACAUUUACAACACCCCAGCGUCGACUGGCAGCUCCACAAACUCGACCUCAACAUCGCCCAGCAAGUCGGCCACGGUUGGGUCUUCAUACACAACAGAUAACGUGCCCUCCGGGUCGCCGACGCACAAGGCAGGCAAGAAGCUGAAUCGAUUCUCGUCCAUGCCAGGGUUUGGGUCCAUGUCAAAGAUUUCAGGCAGUCGGCAAGCUGAUGACUGGAGGAGAGAAAACGUGAGCGUCGCCGAGGUGCGGUAA